Anneissia japonica is the source of this 6712-nucleotide messenger RNA. Its product is annotated as caspase-3-like. Bases 176 to 1429 code for a protein of 417 amino acids. Gene Ontology annotation, biological process: proteolysis. The record is from RefSeq and is a predicted model, not a curated record. The transcript is spliced from 8 exons. Gene Ontology annotation, molecular function: cysteine-type endopeptidase activity. NCBI's taxonomy places the organism in Eukaryota, Metazoa, Echinodermata, Crinoidea, Comatulida, Comatulidae.
CGUACAAUGUUGUGUACCCAGUAUAGUUUGAAUUGAAUUGGCCAUUGUGUAUGUUCUAGUUGUUGAUUGGUGUGUGGAUUUUGGCUUUUUACGUUGUAUAAAAAACAUAAUUCUGUGCUAUAGAUGUACAUCUGAAAGCAUUAUUACGGAACAACAAUAAGCCAAAGUGUAAACCAUGCCAAACAAAAGCAUCGAAGAUCAGAUCCAAGAGUUCCAUGAUGAUAUGUUGGCCAAAAUUUCUUUAGAAAUUACUGAUGGUAAAGUUCGGGAAUUAAAGAAACGUCUUAGAGCCGCAGAAUAUGGUGGCUUCGGGGCGAGGGAAAUUGAACAAAUGGAAGAUGCUGUGGAUAUAUUUACUGAACAACAGAAACGAAAAAUUUUUUCUGUUGGUAACUAUGGUAAACUUAAAGACAUAUUGGAAAAAGUAAAGCUCAUGGAUCUCGUAGAUGAAGUCAGAAAAUGCGAAGAUAAAUUGAAAAAUAUAGGCCAUGCAGUUAUGUUUAGAGCAGAAUCUGUGGAUGGGGAUGAUUCACAUGUUAACGCACCCUCUUCGUCUGCAAUACCCAUUUCACCUGAGCCCUCAACUGGUAUCUUCUUCCAUCCAACCUCACCUGGCAUUUCUGCUUUCAAACAGCCAGAAUUUUGUUAUCCCCGUGGUAAGGGAUAUGUCCUUUAUGUCUCCAACUUUUUUCAUGUGCCUGACAAAAAUGGAUGCUCUCGACCUGGUGUAAGAGUGGACAAAAGCAAUCUUUCCCAAUUCUUUUGGGAGAAGGGGUUUGAGCUGGAAUUCUGCCCUGACAUACAGACACCUGAAAAAUUGUUGAAACUCAUUGAUGAAGUGAAAUUUAAGACCGAACACGCAUACAGCAGUUUCUUUUUUAUCAUCUCAAGCCAUGGCAAAGGGAUAACGUUAAAAGACAAGAAUGGGCAGGAUGUGUUAGACAAGAAAACCCAAAAGCCGGUUGUCAUUUCGGAAGGCAUUCAGUUGGUAGCAAACGACUCUUAUGUUCGAGUUGAUGAAAUAGUGUCCAAGUUUGAAAAUUUUAUGAUUGGUAAGCCCAAGGUACUAAUAUUCCAGGCCUGUAGGAGUUUAACAGAGAGUGCAGAUGACAGCAGCAGCGUGGUCAGUUUUUAUGAUGCACAAAAUCCUGGUUCUCUCACAAUCCCAGGGAAUGCAGACAUGGUGGUUAUACAUGACACUAGUAGAGGUGCCAAAGGCUGGCGUAACGAAGAUCAGGGUGCCUGGCUGUUCCAUUACAUGUGUGUGGAGCUGAAGACUACAUUUGACACGGAGCAUCUACUGGAUGUCCUGACUAGAGUGAACUACUAUAUAUCGAAGCGUAAUGCGCACAAUCAACAAGGCCACGUGGUCGGUAAACAGAUGCCUUGUUUUACCUCAACUUUAACUAAGUUUUUUUACUUGAAGUAAUAACAACUGUUGCUGUUUCUUGUUUCACCAUAGUGGAGAGUGGAGUUAGUUGGAACAAAAUUUACAAAAAUGCCCAUAUAAUUAUAUAACUGUAUAUCCAAGAAAUGAUAACUACAUCAGUAGAAGCACAUACAUAUCUGUCAUAGAUACAUCCAAACAAAAUUUAGAUUUGUUGAUGAUUACUUGUAUAAUUGUCAUAGGAACACACCCCCUCAAGUGUUCCAUCUUACCCCACAUAUGGGGUUAGUUGAAACAUGGCAUGAUGUUGGUUGAAACAUAGUGUUGGGUUAGUAAAGCCUUUACAUUGCAAACUUUUAAAACUAACUCGAUUACACAUUUAUAUUGAACAUAACAAUGCUGCAUUAGUAAAAUACUUUACAGUACAGUACUUAUUUAGGAUUAACACAAAUGUGGGGUUUCUUUGGAAAUGUGCGACUCUGAACUAUAGUACAAAUCAAAUUUCAAAUUAUACAGUGUAUAUAUUAUUGUAUCAAUUUAAAAUGUUUUCUACAGAUGUUGGUGGGUCUAUCCAUGGUUUGCAUUUCACUUGUAAUUUUGAGGCUUUCUGAUAUAAUGUAAUAAUAAUAAUCUUUAUCUGAAUUUACACUUUUAAAACAGUGGUACAAGGAAAUGGUGCAUUCACAAACAUUGAACAUUUACAAAUACAAUAUAUGAAACAAAACAGAAAAGUGACAAACAUAACCAAAGACAUAAAAUACUAAAACAUUGUAUAAAAAAAUGACUUCAAAUUAGAAUGUUCGAAAUAUUAAAGAAAUAAAAUUGAAUGUAAAAGGAUUUAAUUCAAUUCAAACUUGAGUUUAAAAACUGGCAGUUUAAAUUGAUAACAUAAAGCAAAUAUCGUACAAAAAAAAAUGGAAUAAGCAUCAUGAUUUUCAAUUUGUUUUUUCUUUGUAAAAAUUGUAGGCCUACAAACUAUCAAUUACUUUACAGAUGAACAAUAGCUAUUAUUUCAAUUCAAAUUCAAAAUAACAUUUAGUAUAUUCAUGUUUCAGCAGGGGAAAAUAUAGAAAAUAAAAUCACUGCCAUUUAUACCAUAAAGUAUUAUUGUAUUGGGGUUAGUUGGAACAUGUUCUUAUACCAUAAAGAAAUAUAUUGGGUUAGACGCAUUAACACAUGUGGUGCCUUUAAGCAUACUUCACUAAACAGAGCAUUCAAUAAUACAGUAUAUAGUUAGCCUUAUUUUGUAGCUUUUUACUGUAGCCUAAAAUGCUCAUAAAAUAUUCAAUCUAAUCUAUGAACAUUCAGAUAAUUGCACAAUUUUUCAAUUACAAAAAAAUUUACUUGAAAGUAACAAAGCACAUAUAUAGCUGUCAAAAUUAAUUUUGUGUAGCAUCUGUCCUGUAGUGUCCCAAAAUGUUAAUGUUUCAACAAACCCCGCAUUCCAACUAAACCCAUUCUCCCCUACCUUUCAUCUUAAUAUUUGCAAAAUGGCAGUUAAAAUUGGAAUUAUGUUAUGGUUUAAUGAGAGUGUUGAUGAUGGAAAUUCUCCUGUACAUUUUUAAAAAUUAUAAUUCUCAAUGUAUUAUAUAUUUUUGCUUAGAAUUUCUAUUUUCUCAAUUCUAAAUGUAAAAGAUCUAUUUCAUCCAUUUUAUUUAUGAUUAACUGUGUUUACUUACUGCUAUGCAAUUUUGAUAAAGUUUAAUGUCUUUAUUAACAUUCAGUGAAAAGCAAAUUAUCAAUCUGAAAUUAAUUGUAUGUUGCAACAACUUCUAUCUUAUAACAAAGAUACUAGAAAUACAAGAUAGAGCACUUGCAUAGCAAAGAUGAGGCGGAAAUUGGGCCAGAUGUAGGCAGCACUCUUCCCUUUUUAUAAUGCAGGUUUUCUAUACUUGGGCCCGGUGUACAGGGCGCCCUUCUGUUUCUAAGUAUAUCCAGACGCACACGGGCCCUUCUUUUUCCAUUAAUGGAAGAAAACUUUAUCACUAAUCAGAGUCCGGUCAUAUGAUUCUGCUCUUUUGUGUCUGUCAUUUUAUUAUUUGAUUUAUUUAUGCCUACUUGUAUGUAUAUUACGCAAAAGGAGAUUAUGUAUCCACAUACUUAUAAGGACAAAAUUUGGGUAUGAUGAUGUAGUUUGUGGAGAGAAAAUUUCAAAACUGCUGAGGUUGAUAUGGUUAUUAUUAUUAUUAUUGGUUUUUAUUAUUAUUGUUGUUAUUAUUAUUAUUAUUGGUUUUUAUUGUUAUUAUUAUUAUGGGUUUUUAUUAUUGUUGUUUUUAUAUUAUUUCAAUGUGAGUUUGCCUAGGAGAAUGUCAUAGGAGUGAUGUUUUACCCUACCUGACGUGUUAUUGUAAUGUAUACUCAGUAAAUUCCCAAAUGCUUGGCUGCGCUUAGUAACUAGUGUUAAAUUCCAUUUCCAACAGUACUGCAAAUGCUAUUUCGGUACAAAUAUUUUCGUGGGCACUUACUAUUGAAAUAAUAAUUGAAUCUGUUUUUGAUAAAUUACUUUGCAAUGUUGAUUUAAUCAUGUCAUUGAAACAUUUAUGUUAUGUGAAAAAAUCAGAAGAAAACAAAAGAAAGAGUAGUUGUUUAAAUUGUGAUGCUUAAAAAGCGGAAUUUGUGCAUUUUAAAAUUUUAAAAUAAAUUUGUUUCUUAAUUAAUGAUCCACUGUAAAACAGUAAUUGGAGUAGGUUUGUAUUCUAAUUUUUUGGUGAAUUGUUGGGAAAUUAGUAUAAAUAUUGAAAAUUUACAUUAGUUAGUCAAAGUAUAGAGGGUGCUUUCUUAGUUUUACAUUCCAUUUUGUAUUGCAGCUGAUAUUCUGAUUGAUGUGGUUACUAUUUAUUGAAAUUGUUGCUUUUUAGAUGUAUAUAUGGUAGUACAUGUUAGCCAGCAUGUUUAAACAAUGGAGAGUUUGAUAACAAAGAUUAGUCAAUGACACAUAACCUAAAAAAUAUGAUGGCGCCACAGGCACAGGCUAUUUGGACCUAAUAGUUCAUGAUGCCAAAAUCAUGAAAUGAUUUGCACAUGUCCCUCCUGUUCAUUUUAAUGUUCUCUAUUCUGAAAUAUGUAUACAUAUGAGCAUAUUAUUUUUCCUGCAAUUAUACUGCAAUGCUAAAUUAAAUAAAUUUGCUAUUAAAUGAUGUCAUUAAAAUAUAUUACUAAAGUUGCCAAAAUCACAAGAUAAUAAAAAAUGCUUGUGUUAUAUAUAGUGAAUUAGGACGCUUAAAAUGUAAUGCCUUCGAACGUUUGAAAGUUUCUAUUCUGUGUAAAUGCAUUGUCGUCUAAUAAGCCACCAUGGUGGUUGUUUAAAUGCCUUUUAAAUGAUUUAUAAUAUGGAUUUCCCCAUUUUCAUCUUGUUAAUUGUUGUAUUGUUUAAAUUAAUAUUAAUUAUUAGUAUUUAGAAUUAUUAGGUGAUCUACUGUAUAAGUAUUAUGAAUUUUCACUUGUUUUUACAUUCCAUUCUAUAUCGUAGCUUGGAUAAUCUGCAUAUGACUGAAAUAAUAUUACUGCCCUGUUGAUGAUUGGGUUGGGGAAGGGUGCUGAUAGAGAGAGGUGGUUCUCACAUGUGCUUUGAAGGGAGUACCAUAGAACAAUAAGGCAGGAAGACUCGCUGAGUUACUCCGUAGGUAAUACCCUUUAAAGAAACUUUCCUUUUUUUUUUUUUUUUUUUCAAAAUCUUUAUGUAUAUUCGAAAUGGCUUUUUGAAUGUCGAAUUUUUUGUUGCCCUUUUAAUAAUUCCUAGAUGAGCAGCAAGCCAGAUUGUCCACAACCCUCCAUAAAUUCAGUCAGGCCAAUAAAUGAAAUCAAUCAAUUCAAUGAACUUUGUAAAACUAUAGACCAUUUUCGCAAAAUUUGAAAUGAAAAUUUCUGAUAACCUGGCAACUGCCACUGACUGGGGAUUUCCAGAGGCUACGCAUUUCAUGCUACGUAGUUACUAGUGUGUGUGUGUGGCGCUCUAUUUGACCACUGAUCUUUACUGUAAUAGCUGGACUGCUCAUUGCCUGGUUUUAGUGAGGCCACCGACGCCAUGUAGGAGGGCCUAUGUGACGUAUCAGUUUCUUUUGGCGUUGGUUUAAAUUAUUGUUAAAAAUAACGAUUUUUGCAAUACUUAAUAAUAAAUUUAACAUAGUGAUUAUUUUUCAAAACAUCUAACCACUUGACGUGACUGUAGAUGCAGUUUAAAGACUGCGAAGCGAAAUUAUUAUGUUGUUAGUAAUCAACGUCACUAUAACAAUGCGACUUCGCUCGUGCUUUUGUAAACUGCAUAAACAGUCGCAUCAAGUGGUUAGAUGAUUUGAAAAAAUCCUUACUUAAAUUUAAAUUUAUUAUUGAAAAAGUAUUGCAAGAAUCAUAAUUUUUAACAGUAGUUCAAAGAAAUACUGUACCAAAAGAAACUUGUGUAAACUUGUAGGCCCUCCAACAUGGCGUCCGUGGCCUUACUCUUUUCUGUGCAAGGAUUGGCCGAUGAGCAAUCCAGCUAUUAUAGUAGAGAUCAGUGUAUUUUAAACUAGCUAGUUGCUCAGGUUAAGCUAGGCUGCUAGUUGCUCAGGCUAAACUAGGCUGCUGGAAGUUUCCCAGUGAGUUGCGAAACGUUAGUGGCGCUGUUUCAAAACAAACCCGAUAAAAUGGUCUAUAAUAGUGCAGGCCUGGGCAAACAGCCUUGGUUUAUUAUUAUUCAGUUAAUUACUUGGGUUUUUUGGCAUGGUUCAUGUUGUAAUAAUGGGUUAUAGAUUGUAAUAGUCCUAAUUAGGCCUAUAUGUAUAUAAUUAUACAGAUAAAUGUUUAUCCAAUAACGGUAUGAUUCAUGUUCAGUAUAUGCAGUUAUGAAAUAAUUGUAACAUUUAGUAUUCGUAUGCCCUUUGUAUCUUUUCUGUUAUCCAUAUUAAAUUUGUUUGUAUUCAGCUCAUCUGUUACAUUUCAUUUUAAAAAUGAGCUUCAAAAUUGUAUUAUGCUGUGUAUUAUUUAAGCUGAAGCUUUAAACCUUAAGUCAAACCAAUCCAAAGUUUUACCAGGCUAGUAUUUUAAGUAAGAACAAUUAUGAUAUUUUUAUGAUGUUAACUCUCCAUUUUAUGAUGAUUAUAUUUUGAUCACUAUUGUAUGUCAAUUUGCCUGAAUGAAACCUAAAGAUAAAAAAAAAUUAUUAUUGAGUUAUAUUAAUUGGUUUUAAGGGAUAAUUUCAAUAUUUUCAUCACUUAUGUCACUUCUUUUAGAGUGAAACCUAUUGGUUGCUAACCAUUUUUAUCUGAAAUGUAAAUUGUGGUUGAAAGUAUAAACGAUAUGCAGUACCUGUACAGUAAAUUAUUAGUGAAGAAAGUGUGCAUCAACUAA